AUGCCCACAGGACAGAACGAUUGGACCGAACUGGAACAGGCGGAGGAGGACGCCACAAAGGUAAGAGCAAAGGAAGGUGGAGCAAAAGGGAAGCAUGGUGAUCUUCACUCGGUGGCCCAGUGUGGUUUGGAGGAAAUCGAAGCCAGCUACAAUCCGGUAGGCCAACAUGGCUGGGUCGUGGACUGGGUGAAGGUGGGGCCAGCCACCCUUCCAGUUCCAACCACGGAUUGGUGCUGCCGUCAUUGUCAGCGACAGAAAGAUUGCAAAGCCUUCAGAUUUGAAGGCAUUUCUGGAAGCAAUCACACGAGGUGUACUCUCAUGUCGCAAUAUGAGAAAGGCGUCGCCAACAGCAGCUAUCUCACAGUUGCCUCCGGCUUGCCAGCUUCUGUGGCGAUACAGGACGGGGGAUGGAAAUGUGGCAAGUGGUUCACCGGGAAUUGCCAGGAUUCUGUGGUGAUCUGUAUAUAA
Molecule: messenger RNA, 468 nt
Organism: Cladocopium goreaui
Lineage: Eukaryota; Dinophyceae; Suessiales; Symbiodiniaceae
Source: the annotation of a GenBank genome assembly